UGACAAAACUGAAUUAGUCAUGUACCUACGACUGAGUGAUCAGCUAGACAGAGUUGGUUAUCUUUGAUAUAAAAUAUUUCCAUUUGGUGUAUGAACAUGAUUGUAAAAUACAUAAAUAAUGACGACUUUUCAUGAUGAAAUAGAAAUUGAGGACUUCGAUUAUGAGGAGGAUGAAAAUAUGUAUUACUAUCCCUGUCCCUGUGGUGAUAGGUUUCAAAUAAGCAAGGAGGAGCUGCUAGAUGGUGAAGAACUUGCAACCUGUCCAAGCUGUUCACUGGUGGUUAGGGUUAUCUAUGAUGUUGAAAAGCUAAAGGCAGAAAAUGAAGAAAAACACAAGGCCGAUAGUAACAGAGAAGCUGUGAGGGCUUAACAUCACUAGCAGAUAUAAAGAUGUGUACUGGUGGUUCCCUGGGACAGAGUGUAGGCUGGCAGUAUGGCGAUGGGCCGUUGACAGUACAUUUUUUUAUGUACUUACAAUUGGUUGUACAUAACAAUUCAUGUGUAAUAUUUGCAUACACACUAAUAUGAAGGUGUAAAUAAAAUAUCAUAAAGAGGC
Messenger RNA from Spodoptera exigua (beet armyworm), 556 nucleotides. The record is from the annotation of a GenBank genome assembly. Lineage: Eukaryota; Metazoa; Arthropoda; Insecta; Lepidoptera; Noctuidae.